Molecule: messenger RNA, 1815 nt
Organism: Lotus japonicus
Lineage: Eukaryota; Viridiplantae; Streptophyta; Magnoliopsida; Fabales; Fabaceae
Product: synaptotagmin-5-like
Exons: 7
Coding region: 206-1513 (435 amino acids)
Cellular component (GO): endoplasmic reticulum
Molecular function (GO): lipid binding
Source: RefSeq, a predicted model, not a curated record
ACAGCAGUUGUGUGGAACUUACUUAAGUUACUCUCAACUCUCAAGUGGCAGCGAUGCACCAUGUUGACUAUUCAGCUUUCAGCUUUGAAUCUGCAACUGUAAUCAUUAAUUCCACGUUGAAUACUAUUGCUUCUAAACAACCCGUAUUUAGCAGAUCUCCCCCACCCAUGUUCAGCGUCAUGUUUCAGAGGGAGAUCGGAAAGAAAUGCCGGAACCUCAUCUAAUUACAACUGGAGUUCUUUUGACUGCUACUAUAGAACUGUCGAAGUUUGUUUCGCAAGCAGUUAACUUCAAAGAAACCUCAGCUGACCUCUCAGCCACUCUAGAAGGCUUAUGUCCAGUAAUCCAAGACAUAGAGGAGCUAAACAAUGAGUUGGGCCGCCCGAAAGUGGAGCUUGAGUCGCUGUUAAGUACAAUGAGAGAGGGUAAGCGACUCGUUGAAGACUGUUCAAAAAUCAGCCGGUUCAAUCUUGUGGCCAGGAAAUUUCACGAGGAAAAGCUUCAACGACUGAUAAAAUCGAUCGACAGGUUUAUCACCAAUUGUUUGCAAGCUCAGAGCGCCAGAGAUUCAAAAGAAAUCCUGUGUCGUAUGAGAAGACAAGAGGAAGAAUUGGAGCGUUCGACACUUGGCCAUAAGAAUAGAUUUACCAACCCAUCUGCUCCCAACGACUCAAAGUCAACAAAUGGAAUAGAUUUGGUCAAUUUUUGUUAUCAGAAGUUGAAGCCUGUAGGGAUAUUAAAAGUAAAGCUUGUGCAAGCAAAGGAAUUAAGAAAGAAGUAUACUAUUCAAAAACCGGAUCCAUCUGCUGUACUAUACAUACAACAUUCAGGUGACAGAGAUAAAAAAAGCAAGACAAUUGAAAAUGAUUUUAAUCCAAUUUGGAAUGAAAGAUUUGAAUUUAGCGUCGAAAAUGUGUCCACUAAACACUUGAUUGUUGGAGUUUAUAAAUCUAAGCGUUUGUCGUCAUCUAAAUUUGCUGGUGAUGCUCAGAUACAGCUUAGUGGACUUGAAUCUGGUAAAGUAAAAUAUGUGUGGUCGAAGCUUGGGAAGCCCCGAAGAGAUAACAAGAAUAGAGGGCAGGUACACGUGGAGCUUUUGUACUGUCCUUUAGACACGCCAUUUGCUCCCAACUACUCAGGAGUCCUUUAUGUUACUGUGAUAUCUGCUGAAAACUUGCCUGCAUCACAUUUCAUGGGAAACCCUGAUCCAUUUGUUGUUCUGACCUUGAGGAAAGCAAAAUCAAAAGCUAAAAUAAAAAACAAAACCAGGGUUGUGAACAAGAACUUGAAUCCUAAUUGGGAUCAAACAUUUGGCUUUGAUGUCGAGGAUGGAUUACAUGAUAUGGUAAUUGUUGAAGUUUGGGACAAGAACACUUUUGGAAAGGAUUAUAUAGGAAGAUGUAUAUUGUCGCUUACCAAGGUAAUACUGGAGGGGGAUUACACAGAAAGUUUUGAACUAGUUGGUGCGAAAUCUGGCUCUUUGAAACUCCAUCUCAAGUGGAGGCGCAAGUAAUUGUGGAUGGAUAUCUAGAAUUACGUAUCUAUUCAUGCACUUGAUGAUUGUAAAAUUUGAAUUACGUGUCUCUGAUCUCCAUACAGGUUGAUGCAGCAUGAUACAAUUCCAGUUUUUGAUUGUUUCUAAAGAUGUUGAGUUAUGCAAACAAUUCGUUUUUGUGUAAGUGCUUAUGUGCACCUGAGUAAUGGUAUGAUAAGUUCAUAAUGCUUUGACAAGACAAAAAUUUGUUGUGAAUUCUUCUGGCACUUGUGUGUGCACACAAAGUUGUGUGACAAUGAGUUCAUUAGUAUUUGCUUUCA